AUGAUUUCGUUGUCCUCUCUUUCCUCUUUUUGUCCCACUGCCUCACAGAACACGGUGUACAAAUAUCCCGACCUCUGGGUGUGCCCAUACAAUCAGUAUGGCUGCGACGACACUUCCCUCGAGCUGGGGUGUGUCAACUCCGCGUGGGAAACCGAGGGAGGCGUACCCGAGGCGAUUUUCUACCCCAGCGACGGGACGGACCAAGUCGCCACAGACCAGCUGCAAAUCGAGGCUAACGCGAUCGAUACGGGUACUGAGGGGAGAGGACUCUGUGUGGAGUUCAAGACAUCGGCUGCCACCGCUUUUGUUGGGCAAGAGAGGAACCCCGACGAAUACUUGGACUACAUCAGCUUGGACAUGUAUUGGUACCCCAGUGGCAAUGAGACGACGGAGUCUACGACGUGCGUGGAAGAUGGAGAAGAGUGGGAGCCUCACAGAGAGUGGGUGUAUGCGUUCCUGACCGAUCCAGAUGACGCUUCCAUGGUGUCGACGGCAGUCCAGUUGUCCUACACCUGCAUCACGAGUACGUCCAACAGCCACGUUUUCAACUCAAUGGUGAGCUAA
Molecule: messenger RNA, 564 nt
Organism: Ectocarpus siliculosus
Lineage: Eukaryota; Phaeophyceae; Ectocarpales; Ectocarpaceae
Source: the annotation of a GenBank genome assembly